This is a messenger RNA of Cetraspora pellucida, 843 nucleotides long. NCBI's taxonomy places the organism in Eukaryota, Fungi, Glomeromycota, Glomeromycetes, Diversisporales, Gigasporaceae. The record is from the annotation of a GenBank genome assembly.
AUGCAAUCUGAAAUUAAUUUAUUGAAACAAGAGGACAUUAGACUUAUGGCUAAAAUUGCAGCAUUAGAACAGAUUACAAAAGAAAAAAUAAGCUUGAGUAAAAAUGCGCAGAUUAAAGAUUCUUCAGAACAGGUAAUUAACACAAUUUUCAAUACAUCUAACUUUAAUAAAACUUUUUUCGAAAAAUCUAAAUCAUUGAAAGAUAAAGAAAUUGAUAUCAUUUUAGAUUUAAAAAAUAAAAAAAGAGUUAAAUGUUCAACAGGAUCUAAAAAGACAAUAACAUCCUUAUUAUUAUAUGAUAUGAAAACUGUAACAAAAUAUUACAAUCUUAACAAUUCUGAUACCACCUCUGAAAUACUUAAAUCAGACAAUCAAAUCAUAAAAGAAUUUGAAAAUAAGGUUAAAAGCCUUAUAGCAGAUGGUCAAAUUAAAGAUAAAACAGCAAAAUUAAAAAUAUAUAGAGAAAUGAAACCUUUUCUACCUAAUAUUACAGAUGCAAAUUUGCGUAAGAAAGCCAAAAGAGCUCAAAAAAUUCUUAAGCUAUUUGGUAAAGAAGUAGAUAUAGAUAAAAUCAAUUAUAUUACAUAUAGUGCAAGUACUAUUUCAAGAUUGAAAGAUAUUCAAAUUCAAUAUAUUAUAAAUCAGUUAAAAUAUCAGCAAAGUCUUUAUCAAAAGCUUAAAGAAUUUAGUAGUAAAAAAUUCGAUUAUUAUAGAAUUAUUGAUAAGUUAUUAUGUCUAGCAUGCAAGUCGAGUCAUAGAAAUGAGAAAAGUAUAAGAAGUAGAUAUGAAGCUGAAUCUUAUUUUAUUAAAUGUGAACAACAAAAAAUUGAAAUAACUGCAUAA